Racocetra fulgida is the source of this 285-nucleotide messenger RNA. The record is from the annotation of a GenBank genome assembly. NCBI's taxonomy places the organism in Eukaryota, Fungi, Glomeromycota, Glomeromycetes, Diversisporales, Gigasporaceae.
AUUUUGAAAAUUUGGAAUCAGAUAUUAAAAGUGAUCAAAUAACAGAUUCAGAAUCUAAAAUUAUCCAAAAUACAACUGAUACUUUUACUGCUCAGACUUCAACAAGCAAAUCAAUUGUUAAACCUAAAAGAAAAAAUUAUAGAAAAUGGGGUUUAAUUUGGAACUAUUAUGAUAAACAUGUUGAUUCUAUUACAAAAAUUAAAAUAGAUAUAUACAAAGUUAUUAUUCAAAAAGGAAAUAAAGAAAUUAAAUGUGAAAAAGAAGUAACUUAUGAUAAUUCUACUA